ACUGAAUCAAUGAAUUUCAUGCACUAUAAAUAGUGUUUGCUGAUCCUGAACACUUGGGAAAAGAAGGACAAGGUUUAAAAGGGCAAGGAAUGACAUUUUAAAUGAUGAAGGACAAAUGUGCUGAUGAAUAAUAAGAAACUGUAAGCUGUAGCAUUUAAGGAAUCAACAGAAUUGAAGUAGCUGCUCAGAUAAGCAGACAAAAGGCCUUCAUUUGAAAUCAUUUUUAAAUUAAUUGAUUAAUAUUAUUUUUUUACUAAAAGUUUAGUGGGUCCCCUUAGACACAGACCACCGUGUUCCCACUGUGGAGUCAAAUCCCAGCUUGUUGUCCGGCCAUGAGUCUGUUGGAAGACUUGUAAAUAAACGAUUGCAGUCCCUACUGGUAACAGAGUAAUAUGGCACACAGUUAUUGCUGAAUCUGCUCAAUGCAGAAGUAAUUUUAAAGUGUUUUAGCACCUCAGUGACCAAAAUCAAGAUUAAUAUUCAUUUUUUUCUCUCUUAGCCAAUAUUAAAAAUUCUACAGGGAUUUUCUACAACAUGAAACAACAGCAGAUGCUCUUUUGCACAAGCUGAACCUUUUUGUUCAAGAACAAAUGACUGUGGGUUACAAGAAAGUCUUUGGUUCGGGUACAAGACUUUAUGUGACAGGUUCACAGGUUAAGCCACCAAAGUUGUAUGGAUACCUACCGUCAAAAAAAUACAUUGACAAACGUGACAAACAGACAAUGUUAUGCCAGGCAAGUGGCAUGUUUCCUGACUUGGUGAAAUUCACAUGGAAAAAAAAGAGUGAAACAGGAGAGUGGACGAAUGUACCAGAGGAAAAUGUUGUGGAACAGAAUAACAAAAAUGCAGUCACUGUGACAAGUAUGAUGAUUAUAGAUAAAAACACGGCCGAAAACAGCGACUACCAAUGCACUGUUGCCCAUGAGGGAGGCACUGAUAAACCCCAAACUCUUGAAAUGAAGAGAGAAGACAGUAAGCCAUCAACGGAAUCCAAAGAUGGUCAGAAUCCACCAACAUGUCCACCCAGCUCUGAGGGGACCAUAAAAAAGCAAAUAUCAGGAGAUUCAGAGCAAAUACCCAGUAUGUUCCUGUUUGUCUACGCAUAUGGUCUCAUGCUCAUGAAGAACGGAAUAUAUUUUUGUGCUGUGUCUAUCUUUCUAUUAAAGAGAAAAGCUGGAAGAAAGAAAGACGAAAGCUCUUAUUCAGAGCAAAUACCCAGUAUGUUCCUGUUUGUCUACGCAUAUGGUCUCAUGCUCAUGAAGAACGGAAUAUAUUUUUGUGCUGUGUCUAUCUUUCUAUUAAAGAGAAAAGCUGGAAGAAAGAAAGACGAAAGCUCUUAGAGAUUUAAUGCUAAGAUAAGAUAAAUAUCAAGCAAGCAAAGGUUUAUUAUAUAAAGCACGUUUCGCUGACUAAAGCAUAGAUGCAUAUCUAUAUAUUAUCUCUGCUUAACCGUAUUGCUUUUAAAUUCGUUGUCGAUCUGCUUUGCACAAUUUAUUUUUGCACCUUUGAAAUGCAAUAUUUAGAUUUUUAAAAAUGUGUAAUGUACCCAAAU
Molecule: messenger RNA, 1552 nt
Organism: Sinocyclocheilus anshuiensis
Lineage: Eukaryota; Metazoa; Chordata; Actinopteri; Cypriniformes; Cyprinidae
Exons: 5
Coding region: 591-1340 (249 amino acids)
Source: RefSeq, a predicted model, not a curated record